Molecule: messenger RNA, 2125 nt
Organism: Dacryopinax primogenitus
Lineage: Eukaryota; Fungi; Basidiomycota; Dacrymycetes; Dacrymycetales; Dacrymycetaceae
Exons: 9
Coding region: 1-945 (314 amino acids)
Biological process (GO): very long-chain fatty acid biosynthetic process
Molecular function (GO): oxidoreductase activity, acting on the CH-CH group of donors; protein binding
Source: RefSeq, a predicted model, not a curated record
AUGUCCACAGUAGACAUAACAAUCCUCCCUUCCUCUUCAUCCAUUCCAACAGCCCGGUCUCUCCCAAUAACACUCUCCCUCCCACCCGCAUCCUCAAUCCGAGUGCUCAAACUCGCGCUCGCUUCCCAUUUCCCCAGGCUCAUCCCUGUCCGCCAAAGGCUCACUCUUGACGGCGAGAAGAAGCCCUUGGAGGAUGAAGACACACUCGACUCUGUUGGGCUGGGAAAGGGAGGGAAGGUGAGGGUCAAAGACCUCGGUCCUCAGAUCGGUUGGAGGACGGUGUUCGUUAUCGAAUACUUGGGACCGCUCCUCAUCCACCCGGUGUUCUACCACUUCCAGUCUAUCAUAUACCGCUAUGCAUCGCCGUUCGAACACUCCGACCUCCAGCGCACAGUCUACAUUCUGACGAUGCUCCAUUUCCUCAAGCGAGAACUCGAGACGCUCUUCCUACACUCCUUUUCGAGAUCGACGAUGCCCUUCGCCUACGUCUACCGGAACUCGGCACACUACUGGCUCCUCUCCGGCCUCCUGAUCGCCCUAGUGCUCUACUCGCCAUCGUACGGUCAAGACGCGCUCUUAGAACGCUCCGAUCCCGCCCUGUCCCCUACCUGGAUCUGGAGUUGGGUCGGUUUGUGGAUCUUCGCCCAGCUCAGUAACUUCCACACGCACUAUACCGUCGCCCACCUCCGACCUCCCGGGUCGAAGAAACACUACAUUCCAAGGGGGUACGGGUUUGCCCUCGUCUCAUUCCCCAACUACUUCUUCGAGAUCCUCGCCUGGGGUGCUGUGCUCGGUCUGACCCGGAGCUGGGCUGUGGUAGUAUUUUUGCUUGUUGGAGGAGGGACGAUGACCGUUUGGGCGACGCAGAAACAUAGGGCGUAUAAGCGCGAGUUUGGGGAUAAGUACCCUAAGGGGAGGAAGAUUAUCUUCCCGUUUAUUUACUAGCAUGCUGGAGGUUGAGCACGCCUGGGGCUGAGCUGAAAAAGGACUGUUUGUCCGUAUACCAUAUACCCUAAUCGAUUACCUGCCUCAAUGGAAGCGAAGCGCAGCCCUACCCACAGUUGUCAAACCCAAACCCAAACACUUAAUCCAAGCCCUCAAUAGCCGCUGCAGCCCUACCCGGACCCCCGACCCAGCUCUUCUUGAACCCUCCCGCCGCACCGGGCGCAGGACCGCCAAAUAGCUGCGCCAUCAUCUCCUGCAUCAUGUUCCCCCUAGGUCCUCCAGGGGGCUGGAUGUCGAAGUACAUCUCUCCCAGCGCGCGGGCGGCCUCCCCCAUCUGGUUACUCGUGAUCACGUUCAGAUACCGCCUCGUCAGCGCACGCCACGCAUCCCUCUGCGGCACACCCUCCCCACUGCGCCUACAAGUCGCAACAAGCAACUGCAAGCAAUUGACCCCGCUGUCCUUCGUAACCCAAACCACGUCCCCCUGGCCCUCUACGCGCUCUGCUCCGGGGAAGACGGCAGGGAUGAAGUGCGCUAGGAAGGCAGUGGCGUUCCUGAAAUUCGCUUGGAGGAGGUAGGACAGCACGGGUCGGGCAACGUAGGGGAAUGGACUGGACGGGGAAGGGAUGAGCGAGGCGUACCAUGCUGCUUGCGAGGAGGCGAGGAGGCGGGCGGUGUCGAGCAGUGGGGAAGAAAGGAGGUGGGACUCGGCGAGGUCGUAUUUUCCCUCUUUGAAAUACAGUUCACCGAUGUAGUGUUGCAGCAUUGGGUCGCCGGCUGGGCAACCGCAGGCGGACGCGGACCAGUUAACCGCUUUGAUUAUCAGGUCUUUCCUCCAAGAACCAGUGUUGUCCGUCAGGGCGAUGAGCUGCGUUAGCCGUGAGCGACUCGACUCGUCCACCUCCGUCCCCGACUUCUCGUAACACUCCAGCAACAGCGCGGCCAAAUCCGUCCCGCUCCCCCACUCCCUAACCUUCAGCAGCUCCCUAGCACUGACAAACAGCACCUGGACCGCAGUGUCAUAGUCUGGCUCGCGACGCUUGACGAGCCUCGAGUAUGUCGUGCGGGCUUUUUGGUGUGCGGAGUAGGGUGAGGUGGGGAUGAGUGGGAGGAUGUGGGUGAGGAGAGAUUGAGCGUCUUGUGUUUGGGGAGGCAUGGUGGUGGUGAGGAGGGAAGGAGG